This is a messenger RNA of Athalia rosae (coleseed sawfly), 1270 nucleotides long. RefSeq lists its product as uncharacterized. The record is from RefSeq and is a predicted model, not a curated record. Bases 130 to 1047 code for a protein of 305 amino acids. The transcript is spliced from 2 exons. Lineage: Eukaryota; Metazoa; Arthropoda; Insecta; Hymenoptera; Athaliidae.
UGUUAUUAUCAUUAUACUAAAUAUUAUUGUCACCAUCACUCAACCAGUAAAACUUGUGAUAAAAUAUAAACUACUACAUUGGCGCCCACCGUGCAGGCCUUGAGCCCAAGGUCAAAGUUUUAGGUACAAAUGUCCAAAUCUCAAAACAAAACAUUGUCGUCAAGGACUGGAACAACCUAUCGUCUUAAAAUGGCGCACGGAACGAGCCAGACGGUGGAUGAGCAAAUGAAGCAGCUCAGGAGAGAGAGAGAAAAUAUGGAGAAGCAAAAAGCGGAUCUUGAAUUACGCAUGACACAAUUUGCAACUUGUCAGGAAUUAGCUGAUCAAGUUAAGAUGUUGCAACGUGAAAAAGAUCAACGAGAUCGAGCUUCGUCAAGUAACAAUAUAGAGGUAUCAAAUGACUCAAAUAAUACUACCAAUCGUUUGUUAGGUGGCCUGAUAAAUCAUUUUCAACAUCUCCAGUUAGACAUUAAAGCACCAAAAUUUUCUGACGAAGAUAAAAGUAAUCCCAUUGAAUUUUUACGAGAUUUGGAGAGAUAUUUCAACGUUCAUAACGUUAACGACGCAAAACAGGAUUGGGUUCUCGGGAGUAUAUUAGAAGGUCGAGCCAAAAUAUGGUACGAAGCAAAUAAAGAAGUAUGCAACACUUAUGAAAAUUUCAGGAAGCAUUUUAAACGGGAGUUUUAUUCCGUUCAAUACCAAGUUAAAGCUAAGAAUCGAUGGUCGUCUCGUCGUUAUAAAUCACAAGAUGGGGAAUUGCGCAGUUACUUUCGUCGACAAUCUAAAGAAGCGAAAUAUUUUGAGCCCGCGUUGUCUACGUAUGAAAUAAAUUAUGCUGUAGUACAACAACUACCAGCAAGGAUUCGAGAUUUAUUAGCAACCAUAGAUUUUAACAAUAGUGAAUUAAUAAUGCAAUCGUUAUCUAAUCUAGACAUAUCCCAAGAAGGCAGAGAAUUUGAUAGAGACAAAACUCAAAAUUUUAAUAGACCAAAUCAGAACCCAGGUAGAAAGUUAUCUUGGCAGAAUAAGUUUCAGCCUAGCCGCUAGCCUCAUUUAAUAUUGGCUUGCGAGGUUCGUACUGCGACAUUGGCUAUAGGUUGCUGCUAGGUACAAUUGCAGUUCAGGAUUUCGAGAUAUGUUGCUUGGUUAUUACCUUUGCAUUGUACCUAGCCGCGACCUAAGUAUACGUGAUAGCUUUACUUUUGCGAAAAGUGGGGUUAGGCUUACAGUGACAUAUAUGUAUAUGUUUAAAAUGUUCAGUACACACGUG